Molecule: messenger RNA, 690 nt
Organism: Didymodactylos carnosus
Lineage: Eukaryota; Metazoa; Rotifera; Eurotatoria; Philodinida; Philodinidae
Source: the annotation of a GenBank genome assembly
AUGUCGAAGUCAACAGGUACAGCCGUUGAAGCAACAACCGGGGUUCAAUCUGCCGCUGUCCAUACAGCUGUUAGUGAUGAUGUCAGAGUACGAUCCGUUGUUACUACGGAAACAUUAUCCACCGUUAACAUGGAGAACUCGGCUAAAAUCAAUGAAUUAAUGAAAAAACUUGGUUCUACUCAUUCUCAAAUCGAUGAUUAUUCGAAACGUCGUACCGAUGAAAUAAGCGAUGCUGUUCAAGCAUCUAUAGUAAAAAUUGUUAAUGAAACACAAUUAUUACAAGAAAAUCUCUUACUCGACGCUAAUAAACGUCAUGCAACAGUUGAACAAGAUUACAAGAUAAAAUUGCAACAUUACGUUGAUCAAUUAGAUCAAGACAAAGCGAAAACAUUGGCACAAUUAGAAAAAGAUUUGAAUACUGAACAAGAACACAUAUUAGAACAAGCACGAAAACGUAUUGACGAUUUAAAUGAUGAAGCAAAUCGAAUGAAAAUUAACGUAUUGAAAGAAGCUCAACAAGCGGUUAAUGCUAAAGUUGAGACAAUCACUGAUCAAGUGGCACAAUUGGGUCAUGAUGAUACAGCAAGACGGUUACAGUCGACAACAACGACCGUUAUAACAACACAAGCAAAAGCAGAAGGUAUCGCUAGUACCACAAAAGUGGUUGACAAUAAAAAUGCUAAACAUUAA